This is a messenger RNA of Colossoma macropomum (tambaqui), 5744 nucleotides long. Its product is annotated as rho guanine nucleotide exchange factor 4-like. Gene Ontology annotation, biological process: intracellular signal transduction. The record is from RefSeq and is a predicted model, not a curated record. NCBI's taxonomy places the organism in Eukaryota, Metazoa, Chordata, Actinopteri, Characiformes, Serrasalmidae. Gene Ontology annotation, molecular function: protein binding; guanyl-nucleotide exchange factor activity. The coding region runs from base 1359 to 5003 and encodes 1214 amino acids. The transcript is spliced from 14 exons.
GUCACAUACAUGAGCAGCCUAUAGAUCCUUCAGAGAAACAGACACUGGUUAUUGAUUUGGAACACAUUGAUUCUCCUCACUCAGAUAUCACGGUGACCCUGUGUCCGGAAACCAGCGCUGCUAAGAUUACCGUAGACCCCCACCAAGCUGGCUUGCUAGCACAGGAUAUCCCAGGUCCUCAGUCAGAUCAGCCUUGUCAAAACCUUGCUGUGUCCACUUACACAACUUUGGACACCACUCCAGAGGUCAAAGAAGCAGCAAGUAUCAAGAGGUCGUACUUCUCAGCUUGUGACCAGUGGCUGGAGCCUUUUUCCGACGGUCCAGAGAGCGACUCUGAGGACAGUGACCAAACAGACUCCCUCAGUCAAGACAAGCCUGACCACUCAGUCUCUGAGCAGGGUUCGGCUACCUCGGAAGGUGCAAAGAAGUCUUCAGAUCUGAUCUGCCGUCUAGAAUACGAGCAAUACUGGAGCAGUGAGGAUUCGGCUGUUUCUGGGCUUGGUGAAGACUUUCACUCUGACUUCUCACUGCCACAGGUGGAGCACCUUCCGCUGAAAGACUCCCUUGGUAAGAACACGUGUUUAUAUCCAGAAGGCCGUGUAGAGAAUGCUGACCCAGACUUGUGCAGGGUUCAGACGAAUCACUUAGACUCAAAAGCUUGUGCAGGCACAGAUCUCGUACAGUUGGUUCAUGCUGGAGUGGAUCACUUGACACAUUCUGCACGCUGCAAAGAUAAUCACCAGAGACAUACGCACACAUCACUCUGCACGGACUGUGUACAAGAGGCUGGUUUGGACCGCUCUUUGCCAAGCCAGCCGUGGUCUGAGGUCCUUGAACCCCCAGCAAGUUGUCUGGAGACAAAGGGUCAUCUCCAGCCAGACAAGGAGCAAAUAGUGUCCCAGUCUCUCCAGCCUUCCUGUUCUGUACUCCAGGAGAACAGAAUAGACUCACACUUUAUAGAAAUAUUUAACAUCCCAGUCACAGAAAAGGGUGAAACAGAACACACUGCAUUUUGCCAGCUGAGCCACAAAAGUGUAGACAGACAAAAUACAGAAACACACAGUACAGGUCACAGAUCACAGUUCACUCAGGCUAUAAGCCUAGAUAUACACCACAGAAGCACAAUCAGCACCUAUACAGAGAGCAACCGUGGAAGGUACAGAGAAACAGAAGACAACAGAGCAUUCAUACAAUCCACAGUGUGGGCAGCACACAGCCCAGCCCCAGGCCUGCUCCCUUCCCGAAGCCUGGAGCCUAUUCCAGAGACAGAGCGCUGCUUGGAGUACUGCACUACUCCCGAGGAUGAGGCUUCUCUAAGUGACAAGAAAGCAGAAGCCCAGCGAACGGGGAAUGUAGAGAUGAAGCCUGCUGAGUCAGACCGGGACGUCCUCGGGGUUACCUCAGGCAUGCUGUCAUCCAGCAUCUCAGAAGGAUGUGAAGGAAAGUCUGAGGUCCAGCCAUGCCCUGCUUCCUCAGAUCAGAAUGGAGGCGUGUGCCCACAGCCUGUCGACGUUGUCCCAGCCAAGAGUCCAGCGACAGCCUCUGUGGAGCUGGAUACAAGCAGCAUCAAUAGCGAAGAUCUGGAGGAUCCUCGAUCUCCUCCUGCAGGCAAAUCACACAAAUCCACAAGGACUAAAGCCAAGGCCUCCAAAUUCUCUGUCUUUGCCAAAAUGCCUUCCUUCAGGCGAGGAAAGAGUGCGUCAAGAGAUGGCAACGGCAGUAAGGGCCACUCACCUGAGGGAGGGGUGGUGGACCUCCUUGUUUACAGGAGUCAUCUGAUCCAAGCUCCAGAUUUAGCACAAGACCUAGAGGGUCAAGCUGACAAUUCAGACGAUGAAGUCUUCUACAAAAGUGAUACAUUGAAUCAGACAGUGCUCCAGGUGUUGUCUGGUAGCCAGGUAGACACGGAAGAAGAAGAAGAGGAGAGGGAUGAUGAUCGUUCGGUCCCUCUAAGCUCUACAGCAUGCACAGGCCAAAUUCAGGAUGUAUCUGACCAAAGGACUGUUGAGACAGAGGCAAGUGGAGUCACAGACACUGUCAAGCAAAGCACUGCUAGCGAAUGUUCAGGCUACAGGAGGAGUAAGAGUACAGAGGGCCUAAGCCUUCGUCUGCGUUUCGCCCAGGCGCACAAGUCCCUGUCCAGCCUUUUUGAGUCUCGCUCCUUGGACAAAGACAGCGAGGAGCGGGAAGCACGACCAGAGGCUGAGGAAGUGCGUCCCAAACCCUCAUGGAGGAAGCAGAAACGGGCAAAGGAGACAGAGCUCCUGAGACGCACCAUGUCCGUUCCAGACGCAGAUGGACCUAAAGCCACUCGGUUGAUCCACAGUGAUUAUGCAUCCCAGACCACGCAGGAACGACUUGGCCAGCAGGGGGCAGCACAAUGCCACACGGACCCUCUUAGCAAGCGUGCAGUCUCCCAGGAUGGUAUUGAAGGUUCCCCACAGGGGUCCAAAUCAGAAGGACGCAGGAGAAAGUGCCCUCCAAACGGUCUGUCGAUCUCCUUCUCAGACUCUGGCCGCUUGUCAUCUGAUGACUCCUCCGAGGCCCCACCACCAGGUGACUCCAGUCCACUCUCGCCUGUGAGCCCCUCGACUCCCUCUGCACUGGCCAAUCAGCUCUCUCCGUCCUGGUACAAAUCAUCACCAAGCACCAGUGACAACGCAGAGUCUCCAAUGAGGCCCAUGAGCCCCAAACCCAACAGCCCGCGGUCCUCAGGGUCAAGGCGAGGGUUCCGUUACCCUUCAUCUCGGGCCAACACCCUCUCUCUGAUUCUCAUGGGACAGGGAGGGAGUGUCUUGGAUCCUCCGGAAAGACCCAGGACCCUUAAACCUAAAGUGGGGCGCCAGGGAUCACUUAGCCCCCUGAGCUCCAGCUGGCCCCUGGAGGACAGCAGUGCAGACAGCCAGUCUCAGGUCAGCCUGGUCAAUGUCAGCGAGUUUGAGCUGAAGGCGUCUCCAGGCAGCGUUCGAGUGUCCGGUCAGUCAGGGGCAAGGCGGACCGUGGAGAGCUCUCCGAGUCCCGCUGGACCCUCGAGCCCAAGCCCCAGACUCAGACCGGUAUCCACAGGCCGCAGGUUACCACGGAAACGCUGUUGCUCGGACGACCUGUGGAUCGAGGAGGAGAAGAGGCGGCAGAGGAGGCUGGCCAGAGCCGCACUGACCAAGCUUCGGGCACGUCCACCUGAGGAGAGAGAGAAAACAGGUAUCCAGCUCUCUCGCUCCACUGUGGAGGUUUUUCCAGGGAUGCCCCUCAGGGCGCUAAGCUUCUCCCACAGCGCCCCCACCGGCCUGGACUGCCUCAGCUGGAGACGACGCAUGUCCUACCCCUCGGUGAUCUUGCCCGAUGGAGCUCCAGAGAAGUUGGGUGUGGGUGAUGAAGUGGGCAGUGAGGAGGACCUCUAUGAGGAUCUACGCUCUUCUGGACAUCGCUUUGGUCAUCCAGGAGGAGCAGGGGAGCAGCUGGCCAUAAACGAGCUGAUCAGUGAUGGCAGCGUGGUGUAUGCCGAGGCGCUGUGGGACCAUGUCACCAUGGACGAUCAGGAGCUGGGCUUCAAAGCAGGCGACGUCAUCGAAGUAGUGGAUGCCACCAACAAGGAGUGGUGGUGGGGCCGCAUCCUGGACAGCGAGGGCUGGUUCCCUGCCAGCUUUGUCAGGUUGCGAGUGAAUCAGGAUGAGCCGAUGGAGGAGUACCUAGCCCAGCUGGAGGAGGCUCGGGAGGAGAACAGUGCCGGCAUGGCGCUGCUGUUGGGGCCGGGACUGCCCUGCAAAGAGCAGAUGAGGACCAACGUCAUCAACGAAAUCAUGAGCACGGAGAGAGAUUACAUCAAACACCUGAAGGACAUCUGUGAGGGUUAUAUAAAGCAGUGCCGGAAGCGCAUGGACAUGUUCACAGAGGAACAGCUGUGCACCAUUUUUGGCAACAUUGAGGAUAUCUACCGCUUCCAGAAGAAGUUUCUGAAAUGUCUGGAGAAGAAGUUCAACAAGGACGAGCCCCAUCUCAGCGAGAUCGGCUCCUGCUUCCUAGAGCACCAGACAGAUUUCCAGAUCUACUCGGAAUACUGCAAUAACCAUCCGAACGCCUGCGUCCAGCUUUCCAAACUCAUGAAGCUCAACAAGUACGUCUUCUUCUUCGAGGCGUGCCGCCUGCUCCAGAAGAUGAUCGACAUUUCUCUGGACGGCUUCCUCCUGACCCCCGUCCAGAAAAUCUGCAAGUACCCUCUCCAGCUGGCCGAGUUACUGAAGUACACCAACCCCCAGCACAGGGACUACAAAGAUGUGGAGGCAGCUCUAAAUGGGAUGAAGAACGUGGCCAGACUGAUUAAUGAGAGGAAAAGGCGUCUGGAGAAUGUGGAUAAGAUCGCCCAGUGGCAGAGCUCCAUAGAGGACUGGGAGGGAGAGGACAUCCUCAGUCGGAGCUCAGACCUGAUCUACUCUGGAGAGCUGACAAAAAUCUCACCACCUCAAGCAAAGAGUCAGCAGCGCAUGUUCUUCCUCUUCAACCACCAGAUGGUUUACUGUAAAAAGGAUCUGCUGCGGAGGGACAUCCUGUACUACAAGGGCCGGGUAGACAUGGACCAGAUGGAGGUUUUGGACGUGGAGGACGGGAAGGACAAAGAGCUGAACGUGAGCGUGAAAAACGCACUGAAACUGCGCUCGCUCAGCGGCGACGAGGUGCACCUGCUCUGCGCCAAAAAACCUGAACAGAAACAGCGCUGGCUCCGAGCCUUCAGAGACGAGAGGGAGCAGGUGCAGCACGACCGCGAGACAGGUUUUUCCAUCACUGAGGUGCAGAAGAAACAGGCCAUGCUGAACGCCUGCAAAAGCCAUCCAGCUGGGAAGCCCAAAGCAGUGAACAGGCCCUACUACGACUUCCUGCUGCGUCAGAAACACCCCACACUGCCCACCAGCCUGCCCCAGCAGCAGGUCUUCAUGCUGGCUGAACCCAAACGCAAGAGCUCCAACUUCUGGCACAACAUCGGCAGACUGACGCCUUUCAAGAAGUGAACACCAGAGAGAGAAAGAGAAACAGAGAGAACUCUCAGCUUGUGCCUGAACUUACUUGCCCUUAUAUCCUCAUUCAGUUAAUGUUGUUAUUAUUAUUAUUGUUAUUAUUAUUAUUAUUAUAUUUUUUUUAUUUCUGUUGUCAUUGAUGUACUUACACAGAUCUAUUGUAAUGAUGAACAUGAUGUUUAUGUUGAAUCUCUUUCUUUUUUUGGAGAAAGCACUUUAUAAGGUGGUUACAAUCAGACGGUGACUGGCCCCCCCUGGACUGUGUGAAUAUUUUUUUGGGGGAGGAGCUUUCCAGAGGACUGUAGCUCCUGUUUCUUCUGAGGACUUUACUGAUACACACUAACAUUACUAAUGGUUUUUUUUGUUCACGUCAACAAAUGCCAAUUGUACACAGUGCCAGACGAGUUUGCUUUCUUAUUUAAGUUCGUUCACUGUCGGUUAUGGAAAAGGUAAAGACGGUCUUAAUGGGUUGCGUCCUGUUUGGGGCGACUGAAGAGUUUUUAACCGUUGUACAUCUGCAGUACGUGUUUUUUGGGUGAGACUUCCCAUUGUUUUAAUGAAAAGUCUGAGGAACCCAAAGAUGUCGCUUCGAGCUACUUCAACUACAUUUUGUUAAUAUGUACAUAAUCCAUAAGCCUCUUAAAUGGAUCUUAUCUGGUUUCUCGCUGUGUUCCUUUAGCCUUAUCCUGAUGCCCUGUACACAAGAGUAUGGAAUUAACUUCUUUUUGGAAGUGC